This is a messenger RNA of Plasmodium adleri (nom. inval.), 4029 nucleotides long. Its product is annotated as FeS cluster assembly protein SufD, putative. Gene Ontology annotation, biological process: iron-sulfur cluster assembly. The transcript has a single exon. Bases 1 to 4029 code for a protein of 1342 amino acids. The record is from RefSeq and is a predicted model, not a curated record. Lineage: Eukaryota; Apicomplexa; Aconoidasida; Haemosporida; Plasmodiidae.
AUGCCUAAUGUAUGCUUACGUAAUUACAUUUUCAUAUUUCUAUUAUUAACAAAUAAAUUUUUGAAAACUUUUGAAUAUGUAGAGAGUAAACACUGGAAUAAUAUAUGCUUAAAAGAUCUAUAUGAUAAAAAUGAUAUCAAAUUAAAUAAAACAAACAAAUUGAAAUUAAAAUUUAAAAAUUUCAUGUAUUCAGAUUUAAAAAAAGAAAAGAAAAGAAAAGAAACAGUAACAAUUACACAGAAACAAAAACAAAAAUUAUAUGGUCAAACUAAUACUUAUCUUAAAAAGAGAAAUAAAAUACAACAAAUAUUUGCUCAUAUUCCAUACAACAACAAUUUUAAGAAAAUUAAUCAGGACAUAUACACAUUAAAAAAUAUUAAUUGUCAUCCAAAAAAUGGUAACAAAAAAAUAUAUCUUAAGAUUAAUAAUGCUACCCAUUUUGAAACAAUUAAAACUUUUAUUACGAAAUAUAUAAAGAACUAUAGACAUAAAAAUGAAGAAAAAACACAAAAAAAAAUAAGAAAUUCUAACAAUAUAAUACAAUAUUAUUUAUCACCAAAUAAUAAUAAUAAUAAUAAUAAUAAAGUGAAUUAUACUUAUAAUAUGCUGUUUAUUAAUCUAUUAUAUAAUAUUAUAAGUAAAAAUAUAAAUGAAAAAAAAACAAAAAAUCGAAAAAGAGAUUUCCAAAAAUAUUUAAGGAAAUAUGAAGAAUUGUACCAAAAAUUUACACCAGAAAAUGAUGAUGAAAAUGAUGAUAAUUUAAUUUCACGAAUUAAUAAAAAAAAUAUUUCUAAUAUUAUUAUUAACGAAUGGUGUUUACGUAAUAAUAAUGAAAAAUAUAAUUCUACCUUAAUGUAUGAUUAUAUAUCUAAUAUGCAUAAUACAGAAUAUCAAGAUAUAACAAGUGUAAAUAAUUUUAUAAAAAAUAAUGAAAUGAUAGAAAAAGAAACAUGGGAACAAAAACAGAAACCAUAUUUAACGUAUAAAUAUGAAUUUAAAUAUAUAGAUCCUAUAGAUCGAAAAAAUAAAUUGUAUCAAUAUGAAUAUUAUAUACCAAAAUUAAUAACAUAUGAAGAAGAUAUUUCUACUGAAUCAAAAUUUGUACCUUCUAAUUUUAAUUCACCAAAAUGUUAUAAUAAUUCACCUGUAAAUGCUUUAACGACUAGUGGAUUCAGUAGUCGUAAUAUUGAUACAUUUGGAAAAGAAAGAAAUAAAAUAUAUUCAUUCAAUACACCAACUGAUGUAAAAAGAAAUAUAUUUUUUGAUGAUCUAAUAUUAAUAUCAUCAUCUUAUAAUCAACACUUCUUUCCAAAUUUGAACUUUUUAUUAAACUUACAUACACUACAAAUUCUAAUAAGGGAUAAAACAGCUAUAGAAACGGAUUAUAUGAUAGACAAAUUUGAUCAACUAAAAGAAAGGCUAAUUCAAAUUAAUUCACCACAGUUAUUAGAUAAUAAUAAAAAUAAAAAUAAUAAUAAUAAUAAUAUAUCCAAAAUUGAUAAUAUACAAGAUAUACAAUACAAUAAGUAUCAAACGAAUAAUCAAAAUAAUAAAACUAAAGAUGAUGAAAUAAAUGAAGAAAUAUCUAGUAAUUUAACAUAUAAAAAAACCUUAUUUGAUGACAAAAUACAAUUAUUCAAAAAUAAAUAUGAUAAAAAUAUUUUGGAUGAUAAAGAUUUUGUUAAUCUAUGGAAAUAUAAUGAAAAAGGAGAAAUUGUAGAAACAAUCAAUAAAAUACCUAUACCAAAAAUUUAUUUAAAUAUUGAUGAUCCAAAAUAUCUUUCAUGGAAAAUUUUACAAAAUUCAGGAAAAACAGCUUUCAAAGAAAUUCCAACACCAAAUAGAAAACUAGAAGCAUGGAGACAACAAGUAAAUUUAAAAACAUUUUAUAAACAAAAUUUUGAUAACAGUAUAAGUUUAAGAAAUAUUUCAAAGGAAGAAUUGGUUGAUUAUAAAAUGAAAAUAUUAGAUAAUAAUUUUGAAAAAAAUGAAAAGCUUCAAAAUGAUAUAUGCGAUGAUCAUAAUAACGUAAAAUUGGAUAAUGAACAAAAUAAGGAGCAUCAUGAAGUCAAUGAGAAUAUGAAUCAUUAUAAUAGUGAUAAUAAUAAUGAUGAUAAUCAUAAUAAUAUUAAUGAUAGUUAUCAUGAUAAUAAUAAUAAUAAUAGUUAUUAUUAUGGAAGUACCCAUAAAAUGAAUGAGGAAGAUAAAAAAAUUGUUAACGAAAAUAUUAAUGUAUGUGAAAACACAAACAGGGUAGAUAAUAAUAAUGAAAUAUCUUCGAAAAAUUAUAAGGAACAUAAAAUGAAAUAUCAAGAUACAUCUAAUAGUUCAUAUAAUUUUAAUAAAGAACAAAUUGAUAAGUGCAAAAGAAAAUACAAAAAAGCUUUUUAUACCCUAGUUGUAAGAGAUGGAAUAGUAGAUGAAUAUUUAUCUGAUGACAUUAGCAUUUUAAAAAAUUUAGAUAAUGAAUUAAAAAAAAAAUCUGAAAUAAACCAAAAUAAGGAAAAUGAAAGUAAUUCACAAAGUGAUAAUAAUACACCGAAACAACAUAUUCAAGAUGAACAAGAAACUGAACAAAAAAAAAGUAAAAUAUUUGUUGGUAGCUUUUUUAAUGUAAAAGAUGUAGAAAUUGAAUAUUUAAUUAAUAAAGAAUUAUAUUUUAUACCUGAACAUUCGAAUUGGUAUAAAACAAACACACAACCAUUUAUUAGAGGGCAAAUUGGAAAACAAUCCAGAAAAUUUGAUAAUGAUUAUCCUAUUUAUGAUUAUAGAAAAAGUGAUUUUGGAAUGGCCAAAUUUUCAUCCUUAAAUUUAGCAUCUAUCAAAGAUUGUGCUGUCGUAUAUUUAGAUGAAAAUAUUGAUUUAAGUGAUAAGUUUAUUCAUAUUAUAUUUAUAGCAACCUCAAAAAAUGAAGAUAAUAAUAUUAAUAUUAAUAAUAAUAGUAGUAAUAAUAAUGAUAUAUAUGAAAAACAGUCGAAUUAUAAUGUAUAUCAAAAUAUACCAUCUAAUAACAAACAAACCAACACAAAUAAUAAUUCUGAAUAUAAUAACGAACAAAAUAAAAUUAAAGAACAACAUAAUAACCAACAUGAUAAAGAAGAAACUACUCAAAAAUGUCAUAUAGAAAAAAGUAUAUCUAGCCAUGAUAAUACAAUAGAAAAUUCUGAUAUUGAAAAAAAUGAAUGUAAAGAAAAUAAAAAAAGUAAAUAUACAGAAACCAAAUUAACAGAAUAUCAUACGCACAAUCCAAUAACAAAUCCUAGAUUAGUUGUAUAUGUAAAAGGAAAUAGCAAAAUAAAUAUAUAUGAAUCACAUAUAUCAUUAAAUAAAACUAAUAGUGGACUAGUUAAUGGAUUCUCAAGAAUUUGUUUAGAAGAAAAGUCGAAUGUAAAACAUACAUUAUCUCAAGAAUUAGGAAAUAAUGUUUGGCAUUUUCAUAAUGUAUCAGUAAAAAAUGGAUUAAAUGCAAAUUAUAAAUUCGUUGAUAUAUUACUAGGUAGCUUGUCCUCAAGAAUUAAUUUACAAAUAGAAGGAGAAAAAGGAUGUAAACAAGAAAGUUAUGGUUUAUCUUUAUUAGAAGAUAAACAAAAUAUUAGUCAAUAUGAAAUGUUUCAUCACGAACACCCAUCUAUGGAAACUAAUCAAUUAUUUAAAUACUUAGUAUCUGAUAAAGCACAUGCUGUUUGGAGAAGUAGAGGUAGAAUAGAAAGAAAUGCAAUAAAAGCAAAAUUAAAUACCUUAUGUAAAUCUAUUCUAUUGAAUUUUGGAGCUAGUGCUGUAUGUAUACCCACACUAGAAAUUAUACCAAGUGAUAUCGAAUGUGCAAAUCACGGUGCAACCAUAAGUGAUUUAGAAAAAGAACCCAUCUUCUCAUUAAUGACAAGAGGAAUAUCUGAAAAAACUGCUAGAGAAAUAAUGAUGAAUUCUUUUGUUAAAGAAAUUUUAGACCAUAUAUCCGACGAAAAUCUUAAAAAUAGGGUAUAUCAAAAGGUUUUAAAAUUUUCUCAAAAGUAUAAAAGUUCAACUUAA